Molecule: messenger RNA, 1658 nt
Organism: Anolis carolinensis (green anole)
Lineage: Eukaryota; Metazoa; Chordata; Lepidosauria; Squamata; Anolidae
Gene: fis1
Product: fission, mitochondrial 1
Exons: 5
Coding region: 65-571 (168 amino acids)
Biological process (GO): mitochondrial fission; mitochondrial fragmentation involved in apoptotic process; autophagy of mitochondrion
Cellular component (GO): mitochondrial outer membrane; peroxisomal membrane
Molecular function (GO): protein binding
Source: RefSeq, a predicted model, not a curated record
GAAAAAAAAGAGAAUGACGUAGAAAGCGUGAAGCCGUGAUGUGGAACUUGAGGGAGGAAAUGGAAUGGGUUUCCGUUUCCGGCUGAGGUCAACUCUUCCGGGAUUGGGCGCAAUGGAGUCGGUGCUGAGCGAAGUGGUGGCGCUGGAGGAUCUACAGAAGUUUGAGAAGAAGUACAAUGCUGAGUUGAAAGAAGGAAACAUUUCCAAAGGGACCAAAUUUGAAUACGCCUGGUGCUUGAUUCGUAGCAAAUACACCGACGACAUCAAGAAAGGCAUUGUACUCCUGGAAGAUCUGUUGCCCAAAGGGACCAAAGAAGAGCAGCGUGACUAUGUCUUCUAUUUGGCAGUGGCCAAUUACCGACUGAAGGAGUAUGAGAAAGCAUUGAAGUACAUCCGGGGCCUGCUGAAGACAGAGCCGGGCAACACACAGGCCUUAGAAUUGGAGAAACUUAUUAACAAAGCCAUGCAGAAAGAUGGCUUGGUUGGCAUGGCGAUCGUUGGCGGCAUGGCCCUGGGGGCAGCCGGGCUGGCCGGCCUCAUCGGCUUGGCCAUCGCCAAAGCAAAACCGUAACAGGCUUGGUUUGGGCGGGCCAAGGAAGGGUGCCUCCCUCUCAUUUGACACAGCUCAGCCUGGCGGAUGAUGGUCUGGCCCCUUCGGAGAAGCUGUGGGGUGAUUAAAAACGCUCGCUCAAAAGAUGCUAACCUGACUGACUCCUGGACUCUUGUUCUCCUCGUGCCUGGUUGGCUGCCAUGUUCAAUGGUCAAAGUGGCAGUUUGGCUCUGAUUGCCCCAUCGAAGAUUGACCAGUAGCAAUAUGAGUGUUUGUAUGUACGAUGUGAUGGUGUUGAGGUUGCCUUUGGAUCUUAGAACACAAGUUUCCUGUCCAGUAGCCAAAGUUUGAAUCCACAACCUGUCCUUUGAUUACUCUACCUUAGCACAUGAAUUCUCCUCAUCAUUGCCUCCAUUUAUCCUUCCUUGUUCUUGUCACUUGAGACUAAACUGUUGGGAAGUAGAGACAUUUGGAGAAGAUUAAAACAAGGUUGGUCUUUUCUGAGAAGCCAAGAUCCACCUGGUCUUAAAAGAAGAUCUUGAGAAAGCCAAGUUUCCCCCCUAGAUUAUGGUUUUUCCUUUUCUGGUAAAUGCACUUUCUCCACACGCACACAGAUGUGGCCCCUUUCUCUCACCCCUCUGCCCCAACUGACUGCCACAUGCUAGGGAAAAAGCACGUGUUAUGGUAACAUUUGUACACAGUCACAACCCUCUUAAGCUCCAUUGGUCUUUUAGAGUCUUCUUUCUUGCAUCUCACUAUGCAACCUUUUAUUUUGGCCAUUCCACCCUUUUCUUUACAAAAAAUUUGGUGGUGCUGGAAGAACAAAAGGGAUGUCGACACAAGAAUUGGUUGCAUCUGCCUCGUCUUAACAAUGGACAUUUUGGAAGCGUGAUAGAAGGACCAGAAGUUGAAGCUGCCUUAUAUACUGUUUUUCAUCUGUUUCUGAGCUGAUGCUACAGGGUUGCCGUGGAUGCUCACAAUAUCAGAAGCACUACUUUCCUGCUCUCUCGUAAUUUCUCUACUGCUCUAAUAGGUGCUUUAAUAUUUUUCCUUUAGCCUCUGGCUGGUAUGAGGCAGGAAUGUGAAUAAACAUAGAUGUACCACAGAG